AUGCUAAAACGAUUUAAAAAAUAUAAUAAUCCAAUGGAUGAAAUAGAACUAACAGUGCUUAGUGAUCGUUGUAAUAGAAUCUCGCGUGAUGCCUACAACAAUUAUAACGAAAACCUGGAAAAGCAAAUUCAGAGGAAUCCGAAAGCAUUUUGGCCGUUCCUAAAGAGUAAACGCAAUAAUUCUAACUCGUAUCCAGCUGCUAUGAAUAACGGAGUUAAAACUUCUACUAGUGGAGUUGAAAUAUGCAAUAUGUUCUCUAGUUAUUUUGCUUCGGUAUAUGAUGACUCAAAUAGUUCCUGUGAUUUAGAUCCGUCAUCUCAUUUACGAAAAAUCCUCUAUUUAGGCUUUAGUGAAAAUCUAGCAGGAGAAGAAGAAGUCUUUGAAGAAACGACUGAGGAGGAAAAAGUUGACACCAGUACUGAGGAAGAUUCUGAGAAAGAGCAACGCAAGUAUAAGCCGUACUUUUAUCUGACUACAACAGGAGGUACCCUGAGGACUCUGUCCUCGUUGAUUUUGUUGUCUUUGUCGAAUCAAAUGAUGAAAGAAGGUCAAUCGGGACAUGAUGUCUCAGUCCACACAUAUGAAGAGGUUCAAUAA
Molecule: messenger RNA, 597 nt
Organism: Parnassius apollo (apollo)
Lineage: Eukaryota; Metazoa; Arthropoda; Insecta; Lepidoptera; Papilionidae
Source: the annotation of a GenBank genome assembly